Anas platyrhynchos (mallard) is the source of this 16098-nucleotide messenger RNA. The record is from RefSeq and is a predicted model, not a curated record. Lineage: Eukaryota; Metazoa; Chordata; Aves; Anseriformes; Anatidae.
AGGUUGUCUGGUGCUCACAGGCAGCGGUGAGCCACGGCGGGGAUGGCACGGCCCCGGCAGCCCAGUGGCACGGGCAUGGGCAUCCUGGCCUCGCUGCUGCUCUGGGCUGCAGCCGAGGCUGCCAAGGGGCGGUGGUGCCAGCAGACGGUGCCGGUGACGGAGGAGGAGGUGGUGUCCCCCCGGCGUGAGGACGUGGUGCCCUGCCCCAGCAUGUACCAGUACAGCCUGGCGGGCUGGAGGAUCGACCGGGACCGCAUGCGCCAGGCUUACGGAGGAGACCGCGGCGUCCGCCCUGCCAGUGCCCAGCCCGGCUCCGGCACCCCCAUGUGCUACGUCUACAAACCCCCGGAGACGCGGCCGGUGGUGAGGAACCGCACGGUGCUCGCCUGCUGCGCUGGCUGGAGCGGCCCCCGCUGCACCGAGGGGGAAGGCUCGCUGGGGCACUGCUACGCCGGGUGGCAGUGCCAGGACGCGCCGGGUGCCCGCAACCUCUCCGCCGUGAGCAUGGCCGAGUGCUGCCACCAGCCCUGGGGGCACAGCUGGAGGAACGCCUCCUCGGCGCUCUGCUUCGCCUGCGCCCACCAGCCCCUCGCCGGAGAUGUGCCCCUGCCCGCAGCUCCGCGGGGUUCGGUGGCACGGCACCGGCGUCCUGCCGCCAGCUGCCUCGCCUGGGGUGGCUCCCGGUACCGCAGCUUCGACGGGAGGCACUUCCACUUCCAGGGCGAGUGUGCCUACAGCCUGGCUGCCUCCGCAGAUGGCACCUGGGCUGUCACCAUCACCAUGGGCAGCCCGCAGGUGCUGCACAUGACAUUUGGGCUGGACACGGUGGUGGCACGGGGCCGGAACGUCUCCGUGAACGGCGUGGUGGUGCCGGAGGGACAGCCCCACUUGCACGGCGGGAUCAGCAUCACCUGGCUCGGGGACUUUGUGGCCGUGGAGAGCGGGCUGGGCGUGCGCGUGAAGGCGGACGGGCGCGGGACGACCUACGUGACGGUCAGCGCCGAGCUUUGGGGCAGCACACGGGGGCUCUGCGGCCCCUACAACGACGACCCCACUGAUGACUUCCUGCGGGUCGGAGGGGACGUGGCCCCGUUUGCUGCCAGCUUUGGGAACUCCUGGAGGAUCCCCGAUGCCAGCUCCGAGCUCUCUUGUAGGGACGCGGUGGAGCCCGGCCCAGGCUGUGCAGCAGGCAGUGCAGCACGGCGGGCGGCUGAGGCUGUCUGCGGGGAGCUGCUCGCCGAGCCCUUCAGCCAGUGCCACGGCGCGGUCGAGCCCCACGGCUUCUACGAGGCCUGCCUGGAUGUGCACUGCCGGGAGGGGGGCGCGGGACCCUCACCACCCCCUGCCGUCUGCGACACCUUUGCGGGCUACGUGCGGGACUGCGCCCAGCGGCAAGCCUACAUCGACUGGCGCCGACCGGGCUUCUGCGAGCGGCAGUGUGGCCAUGGGCAGCGAUAUUCGGACUGCGUGUCCUCCUGCCCCGCCAGCUGCAUGACCGCGGGUGCUACCGAGGAGGGGCACUGCCGGGACGACUGCACCAGCGGCUGCGAGUGCGCCCCGGGGCUGUACAUGGCCGGGGGGGGCUGCGUCCCCCAGAGCGCCUGCCCCUGCCUCCACGGCCGCCAGCAGUACGCCCCGGGGCAGAGCAUCCGCCAGCGCUGCAACCGGUGCACGUGCCAGGGGGGCCGCUGGCUCUGCACCCAGGACCGGUGCGCGGCGGAGUGCGCGGUGCUGGGGGACCUGCACUAUGUCACCUUCGACCAGCGGCGCUUCUCCUUCCCGGGCGCCUGCGAGUACAUCCUGGUGCAGGACUUCGUGGAGGGGACGCUGCUGAUCACGGCGGAGCAGGAGGCGUGUGGCGGCCGCCAGCCCCUCAGCUGCCUCCGGGUGCUCUCCGUCACCGUGCAGGGCGCCUCGGCACGGCUGCGCAGCACAGGCGAGGUGGAGGUGAACGGGCGGGAGGUGCCGCUGCCCUUCACCAGCGCCGCGCUGACGGUGCGCCGAGCGUCCUCCUCCUUCCUGCUGCUCCAAGCCUUUGGCACCCACGUGCUGUGGGGGCUGGAGACCCCUGCGGCGUACAUCACCCUCCAGCCUGUCUUCGCCAACAAGGUGCGGGGUCUCUGCGGCACCUACAACUGGGACCAGGGGGAUGAGUUCGCCACGCCGGCAGGGGACGUGGAGGUCGGCGUCGCCGCCUUCGCCAACAAGUACCGGGUGUCCAGCGCCUGCCCCGUGCUCGGCCCCGUCCCCUUCGAGCCCUGCAGCACCUACGCCCCGCGCCGGGACCUCGCGGCCACCGCCUGUGCCAUCCUGCACGGCGCGUCCUUCCAGCCCUGCCACCACCUCGUGGACAGGGAGCCCUUCCACCAGCUCUGCCUCUACGAUGUGUGCGCCUGCCCGGCCAGCAAGCAGUGCCUGUGCCCAGCGCUGGCUGCCUACGCACGGCAGUGCGCCCAGGAGGGAGCGGUCCUGUCCUGGAGGAACCAGAGCUUCUGUGGUGCACAGUGCGGCGGGGGCCAGGUCUUCCAGGAGUGCAGCAGCCCCUGCGGCAGGACCUGCGCCGACCUGCGCCUGGACGGGGCCGGCUCCUGCCCCGAGCUCGACGGCCUCUGCGUCUCCGGCUGCAACUGCCCCGAGGGGCUGGUGCUGGAUGACGGCGGGCAGUGUGUCCCCAAGGACGUCUGUCCCUGCCGGCACGGUGGCGAGCUCUACCCAGCGGGCAGCAAGAUCCGGCAGGGCUGCAACGCCUGCGUCUGCGCCGCGGGCUCCUGGAGCUGCACCGAUGCCCCCUGCCCCGAGGCCGCCUUCUGCCCCGGGGAUCUGGUCUACGCCGUCGGGUCCUGCCUGCGCACCUGCGACAGCACCGAGCCCAACGGGACCUGCCCGGGGCUUGCUGACGGCUGCGUCUGCCCCCCAGGCACCGUCUUCCUGGACGAGCGCUGCGUGCCCCCGGAGGAGUGUCCGUGCCAGCACAACGGGCGGCUCUACCAGCCCAACGACACCAUCGUCCGGGACUGCAACACCUGCGUGUGCCGGCGGCAGCGGUGGCGGUGCGGCAGCGAGGACUGCGCGGGAACCUGCGUGGCCACGGGGGACCCCCACUACAUCACCUUUGACGGGAAGGCCUUCUCCUUCCUGGGGGACUGCGAGUACGUGCUGGUGCGCGAGGCCGGCGGGCUCUUCGCCGUCACCGCCGAGAACGUGCCCUGCGGCUCCAGCGGCGUCACCUGCACCAAGUCGGUGGUGGUGGCGCUGGGCAACACCGUGGUGCACAUGCUGCGAGGGAGGGACGUGACAGUGAACGGGGUCUCGGUGCGGCCCCCCAAAACCUACAGCGGGAGCGGGCUGACGCUGCAGCGCGCCGGCCUCUUCCUGCUCCUGCUGUCCCGCCUGGGGCUGACGGUGCUCUGGGAUGGAGGCACGCGGGUGUACGUCCGGCUGCACCCGCAGCACCGGGGCCGCGUGGCCGGGCUCUGCGGGAACUUUGACCGCGAUGCAGAGAACGACCUGGCCAGCCGGCAGGGCGUGCUGGAGCCCACCGCCGAGCUCUUCGGCAACUCCUGGCGCGUCAGCCUGCUCUGCCCCGAGGUGGACGGCGCGGACACGCAGCACCCCUGCACCGAGAACCCGCACCGGGCAACGUGGGCCCGCAAGCGCUGCAGCGUCCUCACGCAGCGGCUCUUUGCGCCCUGCCACGAGGAGGUGCCGUGCCAGCGCUUCUACGACUGGUGUGUCUUCGAUGCCUGCGGCUGUGACUCCGGGGGGGACUGCGAGUGCCUGUGCACGGCCAUCGCCACCUACGCCGAGGAGUGCGGCCAGCGCGGUGUCCACAUCCGAUGGAGGAGCCAGGACCUGUGCCCCCUGCAGUGUGACGGGGGGCAGGAGUACAGCGCCUGCGGCCCCCCCUGCCCCCAGACCUGCCAAAACUUCGGCCUGGAGCUGCCCGAGCACUGCGACACCAUGUCGUGCCUGGAGGGCUGCUUCUGCCCCGAGGGGAAGGUGCUGCACGAGGGCAGCUGCAUCGACCCCGCCGAGUGCCCGUGUGUCUGGGAGGGCAUCUCCUUCCCACCCGGUGCCGGGGUGCAGCAGGGCUGCAAGAACUGCACGUGCGCGGCCGGGCUGUGGCAAUGCGCGCCCACCGCCCAGCCCUGCCCGCCCCAGCCCCGCUGCCCCGACUCGGAGUUCCCGUGCCGCACCAGCGGGCGCUGCGUGCCAGGAGCCUGGCUCUGCGACAACGAGGACGACUGCGGGGACGGCUCGGAUGAAGUCUGCGCCCCGCGCUGCGCCCCCCACCAGCACCGCUGCGCUGGGGGGCAGUGCGUGCCCUGGGGCGCCCGCUGCGACGGCGUGCCCGACUGCACCGACGGCUCCGACGAGCGUGGCUGCCCCCCGCCCGCCUGCGCCCCCCCGGAGUUCCGCUGCGCCAGCGGCCGCUGCAUCCCCCGGGCACGUGUCUGCGACGGGGAGCUGGACUGCGGCUUCGCCGACGACUCGGAUGAGGCAGGCUGCAGCCCAACCUGCGGCACCGGGGAGUUCCGCUGCGCAGCAGGGCGCUGCGUACCCUACCCGCACCGCUGCGACGGGCACGACGACUGCGGGGACUUCAGUGACGAGCGGGACUGCGUCUGCCCCGCCGGCCGCUUCCAGUGCCCCGACGGCCUCUGCCUGCCCCUAGCUGCUGUCUGCGAUGGGACGGAGGACUGCACGGCUGGCACGGACGAGGCGUUCUGCCCAGGCCGGGUGACCUGUGCCCCAGGACAGCUCCCGUGCCCCGACGGCUCGUGCAUGGGCCAGGCAAAGCUCUGUGACGGCGUCUGGGACUGCAGGGACGGCUGGGACGAGAGCCCCGCACGCUGCAUCGUGUCCUGGGCCACUCCUGUGCCUGCCCAGCUGCCCACGGCGCCUGCCAACGGCACAGCAGCUCCCGCCUGUGGUCCCUACGAGUUCCCGUGCCAGAGCGGGGAGUGCACGCCGCGGGGCUGGCUGUGCGACAGCGAGGCCGACUGCCUGGACGGCAGCGACGAGCUGGGCUGCAACCGGAGCUGCGGGCUGGGGCAAUUCCCCUGCGCCCUGGGCGCCCACUGCAUCCCCCACGGCCACCUCUGCGACGGCGUCCCCCACUGCCCCGACCACUCCGACGAGAGCGCCGACACCUGCGGCUCUACCCAGAUCCCGCCGUGCCCGGGCCACUUUGUGUGCAACGACCGCGUGUGCGUGAACGCGUCCAGGGUGUGCGACGGCAGCCUCGACUGUCCCCAGGGCGAGGACGAGCUGGCCUGCGAGGGCCACGUCCCCACCGAGGGGAGGAACCGGACGGGGGGUCCCUGCACUGAGUACGCCUGUGGGGACGGCGAGUGCAUCGCCUUCAAGCAGGUCUGCAACGGGCUGCCCGACUGCGGGGACGGGGACGCGGCCUUGGGCUGGGUGCCCUCGGAUGAGAGGGACUGCGGGCACUGGGGGCCCUGGGCACCCUGGGGUGCCUGCAGCCGCUCCUGCGGCCCCGGCCAGCAGCUGCGUGCGAGGGGCUGCAGCCAGCAGGGCCCCGAUGUGCUGCACCAGUGCCACGGCGAGGCCACGCAGGCACGGCCCUGCUUCAGCACUGCCUGCCCCGUGGACGGCGCUUGGAGCGAGUGGGCGACCUGGUCCAACUGCACGGGGGGCUGUGAGGGGGUGGUGGUGCGCCAGCGGCACUGCCUGCCCCCCCGGGACGGGGGCCAGCCCUGCGCCGCGCUGCCCGCCACGGCCCCCGCCACCCUGGAGAUAGGCCCGUGCCAGCAGGACGGGUGCCCCCCCACCGUCUGCCCUGGGGGGCUGCAGCACCGUCCCUGCGCCCCCUGCCCCGCGUCCUGCGCCGACCUCGCCAGCCGUGCGCAGUGCCCCCGGGAGCAGCCGUGCACCACAGGGUGCUGGUGCCCGGAGGGCCUCGUGCUGGAUGGCGAGCGGGGCUGCGUGCGCCCACGGGAGUGCCGCUGCGAGGUGGAGGGGCUGCGCUACUGGCCGGGGCAGCGCGUGAAGCUCAACUGCCGCCUCUGCAUCUGCCUGGAUGGGCAGCCCCGGCGCUGCCGACAGAACCCCGCCUGCACCGUGAGCUGCAGCUGGUCCCCUUGGUCACCCUGGGGCGAGUGCCUGGGUCCCUGCGGCGUGCAGAGCAUCCAGUGGUCCUUCCGCAGCCCCAGCCACCCCGGCACGCGUGGGGCUGGCCGGCAGUGCCGUGGCAUCUACCGCAAAGCACGCAGGUGCCAGACGGAGCCGUGCCAGGCGUGCGAGCACCAGGGCCGCUCCCGUGCGCUCGGGGAGCGCUGGCGCUCGGGGCCCUGCCGCGUCUGCCAGUGCCUGCCCAGCCCCCAGGUGCGGUGCUCGCCCUACUGCCCACACAGCGCCGGGGGCUGCCCGCAGGGCCAGGUGCUGGUGGAGGGCCAAGGGGAUUCCUGCUGCUUCUGCGCCUGGCCAGGUGGCAAUGUGACGGCCGUCCCCACGGGACUGACGACGGAGCCCACCCCCUCCAGCGUGCCAUCAGAGCCCCCCAGCAGCCCGCUGGCCACCUUCCCACUGCCUCCCCCGGGCGACCCCUGCUACAGCCCCCUGGGCAUCGCCUCCCUGCCCGACAGCAGCUUCAGCGCCUCGGCCUCGCAGGAGGGGCACCCGGCCCCCGCUGGCCGCCUGCAUCACGUCUCCCCGGGGCAGGAGCUGCAGGGCUGGGCCCCCCCGGCCGACAUCUUCCCUGGGCUGCCCUCGCAGCCGCCCUUCCUGCAGCUGGACCUGCUGCAGCCCACCAACCUCACCGGGGUGGUGCUGCAGGGGGCAGGUGCCGGCGACGCCUUCGUCACCGCCUUCCAGCUGCAGCUCAGCACCGACGGGACGCGCUGGCACGACUACCGACAGGUCUCCGCCGGCAGCCAGCCGGAGCCCAAGCUCUUCCAGGGUAACUGGGAUGCCGUCACGCCGGUGGUGCGGCCACUGGGGCGCAUGGUGCAGGCGCAGCACGUGCGCAUCCUCCCGCGCCGCUUCCACAACCGCAUCGUCCUCCGCGCCGAGCUGCUGGGCUGCCCGCCAGUGGCCCCUGCCCCGGUCGGGGCGACGCCGACCCCACCGCCCUGCGGCGCGGGCGAGUUGUGGUGCGGGGACAGCUGCGUGGGGGCAUCCCGGAGGUGCGACGGCGUCGCCGACUGUGCCGGGGGUGCCGACGAGGCCGGCUGCAAGCCCCCCCCCACCGCGGUGCCCACCCGUCCUGCCAGCCCCCCGGCCCCCGCCAGCGCUGGCAUCCUGGGGACAUCGGGGACAGGAGCUGGGCUGCUCACUGCCAAGCCCCCCAUGGAGCCCCCCAGUGCAACCAGCACCGGACCCCCCAUUGCCGCUGUGCUGGGACCAGUAAUGAGCAGGCCACCACCUGUCCCCGCCACCACGGUGUCCCCUGGGGGGCCACCCCCUGCCAGCCCCCCAGUACCGGGUAUGGCCGCUGUGACCGUCACCCCCCCUGCCACGGGACUGCCUGCUCUGCCCGCGCCCCCCACCGGGGUCCCCACCCCGACAGCGGCAGAGCGGCUCCUGCCCCGGCUCCUGUGCCCCGAGGACCAGUUCCCCUGCGAUGUCCUGGGCUGUGUGGAUGCCACCAUGGUUUGUGACGGGCGGCCCGACUGCCUGGACGGCUCGGACGAGGUGCACUGCGGAACUCCCCCCGCCUCCAACAGCCCCCCAGCCCCCCUGGUGUGGCCCCCCGGGCCCCCCCCCACCUGCUCCCCCAAGCAGUUCUCCUGUGGCACCGGUGAGUGCCUGGCCCUGGCCAAGCGCUGCGACCUGCACCGGGACUGCGCCGACGGCACCGAUGAGAGCGGCUGCGUUGACUGCAUCCUGUCCCCGUGGGGGGGCUGGAGUGAGUGCAGCCGCUCCUGCGGGCUGGGGGUCACCGCCCGGCAGCGGGUCCUGCUGCGGGGCGCCCUGCCGGGGGGCUCCUGCCCGCGCCCCCACCUCGACGCCCGCUCCUGCUUCCUGCGCGCCUGCCCAGUGCCCGGUGGCUGGGCUGCGUGGGGCGCCUGGUCCCCCUGCGACGCCGAGUGCCAGGGAGGGGUGCGGAGCCGCAGCCGGAGGUGCACCGACCCCCCGCCCAAGAACGGGGGCCAGCCCUGCCCCGGGGAGGCCCUGCAGAGCCAGCCCUGCAACCUGCAGCCCUGCGGGGACACCACAGACUGCGGCCCCAGGAUGGUGCUGGUGCGGGCAGAGGAUUGCGCACGGGGCCUGGUGCCCCCCUGUCCCCAAGCCUGUGGGGACCUGAGUGCCACCGCGAGCUGCCAGAGCCCCUGCCAGGAGGGCUGCCGGUGCCCGCCGGGGCUCUUCCUGCAGGAGGGCACCUGCGUCAACGCCAGCCAGUGCCACUGUCACCUGGGCCAGCAGCGCUGGCUGCCCGGCCACAUCUUCCUGCGGGACAACUGCAGCCAGUGCGUGUGCCAGGACGGGGCGGUGACAUGCGAGGAGCUGCCCUGUCCCAUCCCCUGCGGCUGGUCCGCCUGGUCGCCGUGGACCCCCUGUGACCGCAGCUGCGGCGUGGGGACGCAGGAGAGGUUCAGGUCCCCUUCCAACCCUGCCUCGGCCCACGGCGGAGCCCCCUGCGACGGGGACGCCCGGGAGGUGCGCGAGUGCCACACGCCCUGCGCCCCCGAGCCCAGCAGCGGCUGGAGCGCCUGGACCCCUUGGUCCCCCUGCUCCCGGAGCUGCUUCCACCACGUGGACCACCGUGGGAGGCGGCGGCGAUUCCGGCACUGCGAGGGGCUGGGGGGCACCUGCCCGGGGCUGGGGGUGCAGGAGGAGCCCUGCGACACGGCCCCCUGCCCGGUGGCAGGUGUCUGGAUGCCCUGGUCCUCCUGGUCCGAGUGCUCGGCUCCCUGCGACGCCGGCGUGCAGACGCGCAGCCGGGCCUGCACCCCCCCUGCCUUUGGGGGGGCCGAAUGCGAGGGCCCCCUCCUCCAAACCCGCGACUGCAACCCCCAGCCCUGCGGAGCGCAGUGCCCCGGCACCAUGCGGUACCUCACGGCCGAGGAGUGCCGGAGCCGGGGGGGGCCCUGCCCGCGGCUGUGCCGGGACCUGGAGCCCGGCGUGGUGUGUGCCGUGCGCUGCCAGCCCGGCUGCCACUGCCCCGCCGGGCUCCUGCUGCAGGACGGGAGCUGCGUGCCACCCGAACGCUGCCCCUGCCACCACCGCGGCCACCUCUACCAGCCCGGUGACACCGCCGGCCUCGACGCCUGCAACAACUGCACCUGCGUGGCCGGGGAGAUGGUGUGCGGCACGGAGCCCUGCCCAGUGCCCUGUGGCUGGAGCAGCUGGACGGCCUGGAGCUCCUGCAGCCGCAGCUGCGACGUGGGGACGCGGCGGCGCUACCGGGUCCCUGGGGUGCCCCCCCCGGCCAAGGGGGGCCCCCCCUGCCAGGGACCCAGCAUGGAGGUGGAAUUCUGCAGCCUGCAGCCCUGCCGGGGGGCAGUGGCGCCGUGGGGGCCGUGGUCGGGGUGCUCGGUGCCUUGCGGGGGCGGCUACAGGAACCGCACGCGGGGGGGCUCCCCACUGCGCGGCCUCGAGUUCAGCACCUGCAACCCCGCGCCCUGCCCUGGUGAGGAGCCGGGUGUCUGCCCCCCCGGCAAGCAGUGGCAGCCGUGCGCCCACGUCCCGGCCUCGUGCGCGGAGCUGAGCGCGGCCCCCGCGGCCGGUGGGCGCUGCCACCCCGGCUGCUCCUGCCCCCCGGGGGCCCUGCUGCUGAACGACGAGUGCGUGGCGGAGGAGGAAUGUCCCUGUGCCACGGACGGCGCGCUCUACAUGCCCGGGGACACCGUGCCCCGGGGCUGCCAGAACUGCUCCUGCAUCGCCGGCCGGGUCACCAACUGCUCCCAGGUGGCUUGUGGUGACGAGGGUGAGCCCCAGACCCCCUGGACCCCCUGGACCCCCUGGAGCGAGUGCUCGGCCUCCUGCGGGCCGGGCCAGCAGCGCCGCUACCGCUUCUGCGCCCCGCACCCCGGGGCACCCUGCUCCGAGCCACAGUCCCAGGAGCACCCCUGCCUCCUGCAGCCCUGUGCCUGGCCGGGCGGCUGGAGCCCCUGGAGCCCCUGGAGCGGCUGCAGCCGGAGCUGCGGAGCCGGCGUGCGCAGCCGGAGCCGUGCCUGCUCCAACCCCACACCCCAGGGCCACGGAGACUUCUGCGAGGGCCCCCCCGUGCAGCUGGAGCCCUGCGGCACCCAGGAGUGCCCCGCUCCCGACUGCGCCGCGGUGCCGGGCUCGGUGUUCAGCCCCUGCGGCCCCCCCUGUCCCCGCUCCUGUGAUGACAUCUCGCACUGUGCCUGGCGCUGCCAGCCCGGCUGCUACUGCACCGGGGGCGCGCUGCUGGACGCGGCGGGCACGGCGUGCGUGGCCCCCGAGAACUGCUCCUGCCUCGACCUCCGCACCGGGCAGCGGCACCGGCCCGGCCACAGCGAGCCCCGAGGGGACGGCUGCAACAACUGCACCUGCACCCGAGGGAAGCUGCUCUGCACCGGCGUGCCCUGCCCUGUGCCUGGCAGCUGGUGCGAGUGGUCCCCGUGGACGCCGUGCUCGAGAACGUGCGGUGAGGAGAGCUCCACGCGGCACCGUGCCUGCUCCUGCCCCACACCACAGCAGGGGGGUCCGGGCUGCCCCGGGGGGCAGGAGGGGCUCGGGGCUGCCGGGACCCAGCUGCAGCGCAAGGAGUGCCCCAACGCCCCCCCAUGCCCUGAGGACGGGGUCUGGGGUGCCUGGGGGCCGUGGUCACCGUGUGGGGGCUGUGGGGGGCUGGCUCUGCGCACCCGCUCCUGCUCCGGACCCCCGGCACGCUCCGGUGGCCGGCCCUGUGCCGGCGAGGCGCGACAGAGCCGGCCCUGCCCGCGGGGUGCCACCGGCUGCCAAGGGUGCGGCGGGGACCUGGUGGCCCUGUCCUGCGGCAAGCCUUGUCCCCGCUCCUGCUCGGACCUGCGGGAGGACACGGCCUGCCUGGACGGACCCCGCUGCCAGCCCGCCUGCGCCUGCCCCCCCGGCCGCCUGCUGCAGGACGGUGCCUGCGUCCCCCCCGAGCGCUGCCGCUGCCCACGGGGGACCCCUGAGGAGGGGAACUGGGACGGGGCCGACCCCGAGCAGGAGCUGCAGCCGGGUGAGACCUUGCAGAGACCCUGCCAGAACUGCACGUGUGAGGCCGGGGCGCUGCGGUGCCGUGCCGACCCCGAGUGCCGCGUGGACGGGGGCUGGAGCCCGUGGGGGCCCUGGUCCCGCUGCUCCCCCGGCUGCAGUGCGGGCACCCAGACAUCCUCCCGGCACUGCAGCAACCCCGCACCGCAGCACGGGGGCCGGGGAUGCCCCGGGCACAGCCAGCGCCAGCGGCCCUGCCCUGCCACCGAGGGGUGCCCAGAAGAGGAGCCGUGGGGCGAGUGGUCCCCGUGGGGGCCCUGCAGCGUCUCCUGCGGUGGGGGCGAGCAGCUCCGCCGGCGGGACUGCCCCCCUCCAGGGGGGUGCCCGGGGCUGGCCCUACAGAGCAAGACCUGCAACACCCACGUGUGUCGGGAGGCGGGCUGCCCGGGGGGGCGGCUGUACCGCGAGUGCCAGCAGGGCGAGGGCUGCCCCUACAGCUGCGCCCACCUCGCCGGCCGCAUCGCCUGCUUCCCCGGGGGGUGCCAGGAGGGCUGCCACUGCCCCGCCGGCACCCUGCUGCACCACGGGCAGUGCCUGCAGGAGUGUCCCUGCGUGCUGACGGCCGAGGUCCUGCGGGAGCUCCAGAACAGCUCCGCGGACCCCCAGGAGACCCCUACCCUCCUGGGCACCCAGGGGCCGCCCCUGACGCUGGACCAGGAGGUGCCCCCCGGCAGCACCCUGCACUCCUCCUGCACCACCUGCACCUGCCUCCACGGCCGGCUGAACUGCUCGCAGCCCCUGUGCCCGCGGGACGGGGGCUUCGCACCCUGGGGCCCCUGGAGCAGCUGCUCACGGAGCUGCGGGGGCCUGGGGGUGAGGACGCGGCAGAGGGGCUGCACCAACCCCCCCCCUGCCCGGGGGGGCCGCGACUGCGCCGGGCCCCGCUCCGACAGCAAGUACUGCCAGAGCCCCGAGUGCCCGGCCGUGGCCGCCCCCACGAAGGAGCCCAGCCCCGGUGUCCCAGGUGCUGAGGAAGAGGAGGGCUUCGGCCCCUGGUCCCCCUGGAGCCCCUGCUCCAAAACCUGCACCCGCCCCGAGCGCCCGGCCACCAAGAGCCGCGAGCGCCUCUGCAGCGGGGCCACCAACUGCAGCGGGGAGAGCUUCCAGGAGCAGCCCUGCAACCUGCCCCACUGCUCAGAUGCCCCCCCGUGCCAGGGCGAGGACUGUGCCGGCCUGAACUGCUCAUGGACGCUGUGGGGGCCGUGGGCCGAGUGCUCCCGCAGCUGUGGUGUGGGGGUGCAGCAGCGCCUGCGUGCCUACAGCCCCCCCGGCACGGGGGGCCGAUGGUGCCCGGGCAUCCUCAGCGCCUACGUGCAGCGACGCUUCUGCAACCUCCAGGCUUGUAAAGUGGAUGGCGCCUGGUCUGCCUGGAGCCCCUGGUCCCGCUGUGACAGGACGUGUGGGGGGGGCCGCGCCGUGCGCUCCCGCUCCUGCACCCGUCCCCCCCCCAAGAACGGGGGGCAGCGCUGCCCGGGAGAGCGGCACCACCUGCGGCUCUGCAACCCCCAGCCCUGCGGGGCCAGCUGCCCCCCCGGCAUGGCCCUGGUGCCUUGUGCCAACCGCUGCCCGCGGCGCUGCGAGGACCUGCAGGAGGGCAUCGCCUGCGGGGACGAGGAGCGCUGCGAGCCCGGCUGCCGCUGCCCCAACGGCAUGCUGGAGCAGGACAGGGGCUGCGUGCCCCCCGCGCACUGCGAGUGCACCGACGCCCAGGGCCACGGCUGGGUGCCGGGCAGCACCCACCACGACGGCUGCAACAACUGCACGUGCCGGGGGGGCCGCCUGCACUGCACCCACCGCCCCUGCCUGCCGCCCCCCUGCUCCUGGAGCCGCUGGUCCCGCUGGGCCCCCUGCAGCGUCACCUGUGGGGAUGGCCAGCAGACGCGCUUCAGGACCCCCACAUCAGGCUCGUGGGAUGAGGAGUGCCAAGGGGAGCACGCGGAGAGCCGGGGCUGCGCCGAGGGGCCCUGCCCGCCCCUGUGCCCCCAGGAGGGCUGGGAGAGGCGGCUGGGGGACACGUGGAGGCAGGGCGAGUGCCAGCAGUGCACCUGCACCCCGGAGGGCACGGUCUGCAGGGACACCCCCUGUGCCGGGCCCGAGCAGUGCACGUGGGGCGCGUGGAGCCCCUGUUCCCAGACCUGUGGCACCGGCCUGGCCACCCGGGAGGGUUCCUGCCCUUGCCCAACCCCCGGGACCCCCGGUGCCCCCUGCAACGACAGCGCCGGGGCUGGUGCCAGCCUGCGCCGGGAGCUGGAGGCUUGCUACCUGCAGCCCUGCCCAGACGAGUGUUCCUGGAGCCCCUGGAGCCCCUGGAGCCCCUGUUCCUGCAGCUCCCCGCUGCAGCACCGGCACCGGCACCGGCACGGCCCCGGCACCUGCGUGGGGCUGGACGGGGAGCUCCGCGACUGCGACACCUCGGGGUGCUCGGACACCAGCUGUGAGCCCCCCUUCGAGUUCCAGCCCUGCGCCCCCCCCUGUGCCCGGCUCUGCUCCUCCCUGCAGCGCCCACAGCUCUGCCCGGCCCUGCCCCGCUGCCUGCCCGGCUGCUUCUGCCCCCAGGGGCUGCUGGAGCAGCGCGGAGCCUGCGUGCCCCCCGAGCAGUGCGACUGCCUGCACACCAACGGCACCGGCGGCUCCGUGGCCCUGCCUGCGGGGAGCAGCGUCCUGCUGGGCUGCAAGAAGUGCGUGUGCCAGGACGGGGCCCUGCGGUGCAGCAGCGAGGGCUGCCAGGGGCUGCUCCCGCUGAGCCCCUGGUCGGAGUGGGGACCCUGCGGCCCCUGCCUGCCCCUGCCCACGCCGCUCCUGCCCCAGCCCGAGGAGGCUCCGGGGGACCUCGUGCCCCAGGUUUCGCUGCAGCACCGCUACCGAGCCUGCCUGGACCCCGAAACCGGCCUGCCCUGGGCUGGCGAUGUGGCUGCUUGCACGGCGGAGCUGCGCCAGGAACGGCUCUGCCCCGACCCCCACGUGUGCCAAGAGCUCUGCCUCUGGAGCCCCUGGGGGCCCUGGGGGCCCUGCCAGCAGCCCUGCAGCGGGGGACACCGCCUGCGGCACCGCCACCGCCAGAACCCUGAGGGCAGCGGGCACUGCCCGGGGGCAUGGUCCCAGAGCGAGAGCUGCAACACUGCCGUCUGCCCAGGGGAGGUGUGCGAGGACCGGGGCAAGGCGCCCGCCGCCCCCUGUGCCAACGGCUGCCCCCGCGCCUGCGCCGACCUCUGGCCCCAUGUGGAGUGUGUGCAGGGGGGCUGCAAGCCAGGGUGCCGGUGCCCCCCAGGGCAGCUGCUGCAGGAUGGGGCGUGCGUGCCCAUCGCCCAAUGUCGCUGCGGGCUGCCCGGGGCCAACAGCAGCCAGGAGGUCUGGCCAGGGGAGGUGGCCGAGGUGGAGUGCCACAACUGCACCUGUGUGAACGGGACCUUGGCGUGCCCGGUGCUGCCGUGCCCAUCCUACGGGCCCUGGGCUGCCUGGAGCCCCUGCUCCAGCAGCUGUGGGGGCGGCCGCACCUCCCGGCACCGCUCCUGCCUGCCGAGCCCCGGGGGGGUGCCCUGCACGGACACCGGCACCCAGGAGACCGCCGAGUGCAGCCCCCAGCCCUGCCCCGCCGGCUGCCAGCUGAGCCCCUGGUCCCCCUGGAGCCCCUGCAGUGCCAGCUGUGGAGGGGGCAGCUCGGAGAGGCGCCGGGAGCUGCAGGGAGGCGAGGAGGAGCUGUGCCCGCUCCCGGUGCUGCGGCAGCUCCGCAUCUGCAACGCCCACAACUGCACGCCGGGGUGUCCCCACAGCCAGGUGUACGGGGACUGCGCCAACGCCUGCCCCCGCUCCUGCGCCCACCUCCGCCCGGGGACGCAGUGCCUGCAGCAGCCCUGCCAGCCCGGCUGCUCCUGCCCUCACGGACAGGUGGGGCCGACAGGUGCCUGCGUGCCCCCCGAGCGGUGCCGCUGCGUGCUGACCCCCGCCGUGCCCUGGGCACUCAACCUCUCCAAGGAGGAGCAGGAGCAGGAGCACGCGCCGGGCAGCCUCCUGCGGCACCGCUGCAACAGCUGCAUCUGUGUCCGCGGCACCUUCAACUGCUCCCAGGAGGACUGCAGUGUGGACUGCCUGUGGUCCCCGUGGUCCCCCUGGUCCCCCUGCUCGGUGACGUGCGGGGCGGGCGAGCGGCUCUCCCGCAGGCACCCCCUCCGGCAGCGCCUCUACGAGGGGGCAGAGUGCCUGGGGCCCCCCCUGCGCCGGGCUCCCUGCAGCCUCCCCGACUGCGCCUGCCCGGAGGGUGAGCGCUGGCAGGACCCCGGGGUGCAGGGCCCCGGGGUGCCCCCCAUCUGCGAUCAGAGCUGCACGGACAUCCCCGGUGAGACCCCCCCUGGCUGCAGCACUGACCCCAGCCCCGGCUGCGCCUGCGAGCCCGGCCGCUACCGCAACAGCAGCGGCCGCUGCGUGCCCACUGCGCUCUGCGAGUGCCUGCACCGGGGGCAAAUCCACGAGCCCGGCAGCGAGUGGCAGGAGGAGUGCGCGAGGUGCCGCUGCGUGGAGGGCAGGGCUGCCUGCACAGACGGCUGCCCCCCGCUCUCCUGCCCCGAGGGCGAGGUGAAGGUGAAGGAGCCAGGACGCUGCUGCCCCGUCUGCAGGAUGGAGUGGCCAGAGGAGCCAUCCUCCAUGUGCAGGCUCUUCACUGAGCUGCGCAACAUCACCAAGGGGCCCUGCUCCCUGCCCGGGGUGCAGGUCAGCUUCUGCAGCGGGCACUGCCGCUCCCGCACCGCCGUCACCCCCGAGGAGCCGUACCUGCAGACGCUGUGCGAGUGCUGCAGCUACCGCCUGGACCCCGCCAGCCCCGUCCGAAUCCUCAGCCUGCCCUGCGGGGGCACAGCGGAGCCCGUGGUGCUGCCCGUCAUCCACAGCUGCGAGUGCAGCAGCUGCCAGGGGGGGGAUUUCUCCAAGCGCUGA